Molecule: messenger RNA, 1027 nt
Organism: Diachasma alloeum
Lineage: Eukaryota; Metazoa; Arthropoda; Insecta; Hymenoptera; Braconidae
Exons: 3
Coding region: 249-815 (188 amino acids)
Source: RefSeq, a predicted model, not a curated record
UAUAAAAUGGCGAAGAGUGGGGUCCCACGUGUGUUGUGCAAAGUGUUAAACAUCCGAAAAAUAGUAGUAUUAUCAUUAUAACGUAGAGACACAAGUACUAAUUAUUAUUUCCACAUUAAGAUAAUUAAUAAUGACGUAGAGGCGCUGUAUAUGGUGGGGUCUACUACGUCAUUCAAGAGAAUAUUUAACCUUGUCAACCGAUCAGUCCCAUUCCAGUAGCCGAAGACUGGAACAAUAAUCAACAAUCGAUGGAUAACCUAACGCAACAGGAGCGCGCCCGCGCUGGGAGAUAUUGGAUGCUUACACUGAUACUGCUAAUAAUAGGGGUGUUCGUGGUGCUGAUCAUCUCAGCCGUAUUCGUAUGGAUACCCGGAAUAUUCAUAUCGCUUUUAACAAUUAUAGUUUUUGUAAGCCUAUGGGCGUUCAUCUGGACCUCAAAAGAGAAUCCAGAGUGUCAGCCUUCACAUGUUGCAACAUCUACAGAUGCACCAAGAACCAUAGUGCAGAGAACAACUGAAGUAUCAAGAACGCAGUUACCAAGAACAGAAAUUCCAAUGGAUAUACGACGAGAAUGGUCGCGAGAUCAAGACAGUUCUCUGGCUUCUCGUCAAAAUGGAGCGGUAGCCUCAGCCCCGCCAGAAUCACGGCCGACAGAUCCACCACCUUCCUAUGCAACAGUGGUUGGAGCAGAGAAUGGUUUACUAGAAGGAGGUAUUCAACCACCAGGCUGGAGAUUAGCAAGCUUACUAGACGCAGUAGAAACCAUUGUAGAAAUAUACGACAAUAUAAACGACAAUAUAAACGACGAUUCAUAGGAUCAAUCACUGCCAUCACUAAUUUCCCACAUCACAGAGAUGCAAAGACUGCAAUAAUUAUUGAUAAUGCGAAGACAGGACUCAAUAUUCAUCCGUCAUAUGUCAUUUAAAGAAUAAUUUUACUUUUUGAAUUGUCACUCAUCAAUGCAAAGACAUGACUCAAUGUUCAUCCGUGAUCUGUUAUGGAAAGAAUAAAUUUAAUACCAGAAGAA